CGAGAAUCUUGCAACAGCCUUUGAGACCACUUCUCAACGAAGAUGACCUUCAUCGCCCUGCAGAGAUAAACCCUGCCCUUUCCCUUGCGGCUCUGCAUACGUCGAUCCAUCGUCGGCGCUCGCUUGAGGAGAUCAUCGGUUUCUUGGAUACCGACGUACGCCCUCCGCCACUUGGUCCGUCUCCCUCGGUACGCUCCUUAGCGUCAGCGAUUCAGUUGGAGGAGAGAAGACAAGGGGCUAGGGCGUGCGUUCUGUGUGUGCGGAGGGAGUUCCACCAUGAGCGAUCUAGACAAGGCUAUUGCGCAGCUCCGCGCUUGUCGCCCAAUACCCGAACACGAAGUGCGAGAACUCUGCUAUAAAGCACGCGAGCUCCUUAUCGAGGAGGGAAAUGUGGUCUCUGUCGACGCGCCGGUGACCAUCUGCGGUGAUAUCCACGGCCAGUUUCAUGAUCUGAUGGAGUUAUUCCGCGUGGGCGGUGAUGUGCCAGAUACGAAUUAUCUGUUCAUGGGCGAUUUUGUCGAUCGCGGCUUUUACUCUCUCGAAUCUUUCCUUCUUCUCCUUUGUCUCAAAGUUCGAUACCCUGACCGCAUAACCCUGAUUCGUGGCAAUCACGAAUCCAGGCAAAUCACGACCGUGUAUGGCUUUUACGACGAAUGUAUUCGGAAAUAUGGCAGUGCUAAUGUUUGGCGUUAUUGUUGUGAGGUUUUUGAUUAUUUGGCAUUGGGCGCUUUGAUACUGGGUGCCAGCUCUGAGCUGGAACCCUCUGGUCCGGCGGCUAACGAUGCCACCCAAUCCGCCGUCGCUACUGGGGAUGAAGAGCUGGAGUCUGAAGUGCUGAAUUCAAAAGGCGAAGUUACGUUUUCUACAUAUAGACGAAGAGACAGCGGUGGCGGCUCACAAGAUAGUUCAACUGACGUCCGAGAGGACAUAUCUUCAUCGUUGCCAACGGGCACCCCCACAAGAUCUGGUCCCGCCGGCACUGGCGCCACUUCUGAUAGCAUGGGCAGUAUUGGAAACACUACCGGUGCCGUCUUUUGCGUCCACGGUGGGCUGUCUCCACUAGUGGACAGUAUCGAUAAAAUCCGCCUCAUCGACCGAAAACAGGAAGUGCCACAUGAAGGCGCCAUGUGCGACCUUCUUUGGUCCGACCCGGACGAAAUCGAAGGCUGGGGCCUAUCCCCACGAGGAGCAGGCUUUCUCUUCGGCGGCGGGAUCGUCAAACAUUUCAGCCACAAAAAUGACCUCUCGCUCAUCGCUCGAGCUCAUCAACUCGUUAUGGAAGGGUUCAAAGAGAUGUUCGACGGUGGCAUAGUGACUGUCUGGUCUGCGCCGAAUUAUUGCUACAGGUGCGGCAAUGUGGCUGCAAUAUUGGAGCUAGGUGAAGAUACUAGCAACGGGGGAACAAUUGCAAGGAGCAACGGCGACUAUGGACGGAGUCCUGGCGUUACUGAUAUCAGGCAACAAGCCCAGCAGAGAAGGAUACUAGGACCUGGAAGAAGGUAUAGGGUGUUCGAUGCGGCAGCGCAGGAUACAAGAGGGAUGCCGGCCAAGAAGCCGGUUGCUGAUUACUUUCUGCUCACCGAUUUCUGCAUACAAUCCUAA
Messenger RNA from Histoplasma capsulatum G186AR, 1602 nucleotides. Its product is annotated as serine/threonine phosphatase PP-X isozyme 2. The transcript is spliced from 3 exons. Gene Ontology annotation, molecular function: protein serine/threonine phosphatase activity. Gene Ontology annotation, cellular component: nucleus; cytoplasm. Gene Ontology annotation, biological process: double-strand break repair via homologous recombination; peptidyl-serine dephosphorylation. The coding region runs from base 277 to 1602 and encodes 441 amino acids. NCBI's taxonomy places the organism in Eukaryota, Fungi, Ascomycota, Eurotiomycetes, Onygenales, Ajellomycetaceae. The record is from RefSeq and is a predicted model, not a curated record.